Messenger RNA from Dendroctonus ponderosae (mountain pine beetle), 2166 nucleotides. RefSeq names its product leishmanolysin-like peptidase (gene Invadolysin). Gene Ontology annotation, molecular function: metalloendopeptidase activity. Gene Ontology annotation, cellular component: cytoplasm; membrane. Gene Ontology annotation, biological process: cell adhesion; proteolysis. Lineage: Eukaryota; Metazoa; Arthropoda; Insecta; Coleoptera; Curculionidae. The record is from RefSeq and is a predicted model, not a curated record.
CAUCACAAGGGAGAUAUUCUGUGGUUCAGUUGUUUAUCGAGUGCUGCGCGGUGUCGGAUGUUUUUCUAGUGAAGUUUACAUGAAUAAAUAUAACCUCAAUUGUGCUAAUGUUUAAAUUUUUUGUUGAACGUUCAAUUAAUUUUCAUUCAAUAUGGAGAAAAAGCUCAAGUGGGAAUUUACCAGUAUAUUAGUUUUUACGUGCAUUAUAAAUUUAUGGAAUGUUAUUUUCGCGACAGGUUACAAAAAUUGCCAUCAUGUUUAUCCCAAACAUCACCAGACCAGUAGCAGGGCAUGCUAAUUUAUGUCCUAAUAGUAUUAGUACAAGUCGUACCAACCUGGAGGUUCUACUUUCAACGGUGAAACACGAAAUUUUGCAUGCAUUGGGAUUUUCAAUUAGUCUUUAUGCAUUUUUUCGGGAUAGCGAAGGAAAUCCUCUAACUGAGCGAAGUCCGGAAACUGGCAAACCCGCUUUAAAUGAAUUUUUACAAACUUACCAAUGGAGUGAAAAAGUAAUUAAAACAGUUACCCGACAUUGGCUAGUAGGGCAUGGCUAUAUUAAGAAACAAGUUCAAAUUAUGGUAACACCAAAUGUAGUUCAAGAAGUCCGAGAAUAUUUUAACUGUACUGAACUCGAAGGGGCUGAACUUGAAGAUCAAGGAGAGGAAGGAACGGUUCUUACCCAUUGGGAAAAGCGGGUUUUUGAGAAUGAAGCAAUGACUGGGACUCAUACUCAAAACCCAAUCAUAUCUCGAAUAACAUUAGCACUUAUGGAAGAUACCGGCUGGUAUAUAGCUAAUUAUUCAACGGCAGAAGAUAUGUCGUGGGGUAAAAACUUAGGGUGCGACUUUGCUAUGAAAAGUUGUAAAGAGUGGAUGAACAUAAAAUCAUCUAAAGGAUUUUCAACCCACCCCUUUUGCAAUAAAGUUAAGCAAGAUCCAUUACAAACCGAAUGCACAGAUGAUCGAAAAUCUUUGGCGCUUUGCAAUCUUUUAAAGUACCAAGACGAACUUCCAAAAAUGUAUCAGAAUUUCGAUAAUUUGCCAAACGUAGAAGUAGGAACGGAAGGCUAUUAUGGAGGUUCAGUAUCACUUGCUGAUUAUUGCCCUUACAUCCAAGAAUUUACUUGGAGUUCUGAUAAUGUAAUUGUUAGAGGAUCGCAUUGUCAAUUCAUCGAAAACAACCCAAAGCCAGACAAAAAUUUUGCUAUAGAACGGUAUGGACAAUAUUCAAGAUGUUUUGAACACACUCAACAUAUUUGGGAAGAGAAAUCUUGUAGACAGGUGCGACAAUGGAAGCAUUGGGGUUCUGGAUGCUACUCAUACAAGUGCCAAAAUGGAAGACUGCAUAUAGUGGUAGGAAAUUAUUCGUACCAGUGCUACCAUGCUAACCAGGAAAUUUCUAUACGAAUAGUAAGCAACGGUUGGCUGCAUAAAGGUGGAAUUAUUUGCCCUCCGUGCAAGGAACUCUGUUCUAAGGAAUUUGCGGCACACGGAAUUGAAUGUAAGAUGGGCGAAGAAGCUCCACCCUCAACGUCCUAUCCCAGAGAUGAUCUCGUAUGCGAUUCUAAUGUUGCCAAAAUGUUUUUUCCUUUAUUCGUUAUGUUAACCUUGGUCCAUAAUCUAAUUUGAAACAUUCCGGCAACAAUUCGAUUCAACAAUUUUUUUAUUGCGUAAUGAUUCGUCCAUAAAUUGUUAGUGAUCUUCAAUAUGACGGUAAUUAAAUGUUAAAAAGCAUACUCAAACCAAACACAAUACACGGCAAUCGUGUUGUUAAAUGUGAUUUUUUAGUAUAAUUACAUUUGAAUAGCUAGUGUUUGAGAUAUUAAAUCUGAAAUCAGAUUUGUAAAAUAUGUAAAUGAUAGAAUCUGUGUUAAUUAUUGAUUAUUUUUAUGCUCCAUUUAAGAGUCUUGUAUUAAAGGCUUGAUACUAUAGAUGGUAAAUUUGAACCUCGCGGAAGCCGGAGGUAUAGUUGGUCUCUACUUGAGUUUUCCCACCUGGCUGCACUUAGUAAUAAAUAAAUCCUUAAUCAAUCCUUUUAACAAGCGUUAUAACUUAACUUUGAAUGUUUUUGAUAAGUUCUAAUUACAUUAUAAAGAUGCUACAAAUGUACAGUGAGAAGUAAAACAAAUUGUAAAAGAUGUAGAUUAAAAAUAAAGUUUUAUGUUAA